CAUCUCCUCUCUUCUGAAUUCCGGGGCUUCCGGCGCCACAUAAUAAAUAAACAAAGCCAGCCAGCAGCAUCGCCAGUGAGCCACAGCACCGCCGGCAGUGACCAACAGCAACCAAUCAGCAAAUCAGCAAUGGAGAGGGCUCUGAUGAGCCUCAUGAGGCGGCGCUCCCUCCUCCAGAGCGGCGGACGAGCACCGCCGGCGAUGGCCGCCGCCGCCGGUGGCUCACCAUUCUUCUCCACCCUGCAGCAAGCAGCCGCCGCAGACCCGGUCCAGUCGCCUGGCAUCUUGCCAGGGCUCAAGAUCAGGGACUCUGCGUCACAGCUGAUUGGGAGGACACCCAUGGUUUACCUGAACAAGGUCACUGAAGGAUGUGGGGCCCGGAUUGCUGCUAAGCUCGAGUUCUUGCAGCCGUCCUUCAGCGUCAAGGACAGACCAGCAAUUUCAAUGUUGGAAGAUGCUGAAAAGAAGGGGUUGAUCACCCCAGGUAAGACCACACUGAUCGAGCCGACAUCAGGGAACAUGGGUAUUGGCCUGGCAUUCAUGGCUGCUCUUAAAGGGUAUGAACUCAUACUCACAAUGCCUUCAUACACCAGCCUUGAGAGGAGGGUGACCAUGAGGGCCUUCGGCGCAAAACUCGUCCUUACCGACCCAACAAAAGGUAUGGGAGGCACGGUGAGGAAGGCCGCCGAGCUGUAUGAGAACCAUCCUAGCGCGUUCAUGCUGCAGCAGUUUGAGAAUCCUGCAAAUGUCAAGGUACACUAUGAGACAACUGGUCCAGAAAUCUGGGAGGAUACACUUGGGCAGGUUGAUAUUUUUGUCAUGGGAAUCGGGAGCGGCGGCACCGUCACUGGUGUUGGCAAGUAUCUUAAGGAGAAGAACCCCAAUGCAAAGAUCUAUGGAGUUGAACCUGCUGAAGCAAAUGUUUUGAAUGGUGGCAAACCAGGUCCUCACCUCAUCACUGGAAAUGGAGUGGGAUUUAAGCCGGAAAUUUUGAAUAUGGAUAUAAUGGAAAAGGUUAUUGAGGUGAAAGGUGAGGAUGCUGUUAAGAUGGCUCGAGAAUUGGCACUGAAGGAGGGUCUUCUGGUUGGAAUAUCAUCAGGAGCUAACACAGUUGCUGCUCUUGAACUAGCAAAGAAGCCAGAAAACAAAGGGAAGCUCAUUGUGCCAAUGCGACUUUUUUUUCAGACUGUUCUUCCGAGUUUAGGGGAGAGAUACCUGUCAUCUGCAUUGUUUGAGGAAUUGAGAGCGGAGGCUGAGGCCAUGCAGCCAGUGCCAGUGGACUAACUUGGAUAAUCAACCUAGGCAUUGAGUAUUUGAUGAACGAAAUUGCUAUACUCUAAAUAAAUUUUCAAUUUGUACUUUAAUUCCCCAUUACAAAUUAUGUAUCUUCAGAUUGUGCUGUCACUGAACUAUAUAGAUGGACUCUCUCUAUGUAAUUCCACAUUUAUCAGAAUAACCUAUGAUCUCCCUCUCCUUUCUUUUUAA
Messenger RNA from Oryza sativa Japonica Group (Japanese rice), 1485 nucleotides. The record is from RefSeq and is a predicted model, not a curated record. Lineage: Eukaryota; Viridiplantae; Streptophyta; Magnoliopsida; Poales; Poaceae.